AUGCCCGACCUCCUCGACGCCCCCACCCUCUCCCUCAUCCGCCGCGUCCUCUGCGCGCACGCGCCGCCCACCCAACCCCUCUCCUCCCUCCUCCCGCCCAUCACAAAGCACCCCGACAUCGACAUGCAGCUGUACGCCCUCCUCGCCAUCGUCUGCCGCGACUACAUCGACACCUGGUACACGGGCAUCAGCAGCGACCGCGAGUUCAUCAGCGAGGUGGUCAAGGUCGUCGCAGACGUUGUGGCCGAGGUGGAGAGGCGGGUCGAUGGUAUUGAUAUACCCCUCCUACUCCUCGACGAGCUCCCCGCGCUCGUAACACGCCACAUCACGGACCACCGGCUCGCGCAUGCCCGCGCUGGCACGGUGAGCCACCACACCCCCGCGGAGCUGUUCCACAACCUGCAGCCCCACCCGGCGCUCGCGAGCGCGGAGGCGACGCAGCAGUACAACAAGCUCCUGUCCCACGCACUCCUCGACGCCCUGCUGCCGGUGCAAAAGCUGCAGAGCCCCUGCGCGAGGACAUUUGUGCGCGACCUGCUGGCGGCGAUGGCGGUCGGCGGACUGGUCGAGAAGAUGAGCGAGCCGGCGAUGCUACACGGGCUCAUCACCAGUCUGCUAGCGCGGCCUCCUUCUCCCCCCCCUCCCCCUCCUCCUGCUGCGCCGCCGCCGCCGCCGCCGCCGCCGGAACCGAGGCCACUGCACCACCAACAAGCACGCGCAAAAACACCCUCCAUCCGCAUCCCGCCAGCGCUCGAAUCCGCCCUCUCGGCCAUGCUGCUGCUCCUCCUCGGCUUCAAGGCCUUCGCCGUCUCGCUCCUACACACCCUACACACGCCGCCGCCGCCGCCGCCGCGGCCGCCGCGCGCAAAAAAGCCCUUCCUGGCCAUGGCCGCCGUGCGCCUGCUGCCCGUCUACCUCGGCGUCCCGCUGCUGCAGCCGUGGCUCUGGGGCAUCCUCUGCCUGCUGCUGCGCCCGCUCACCACCGGCCGCAUCGGCGCCGCUGUGGACGGGCUGAUCGCCGACGCUGUCACGGGCGGCCUCGAGAGCAGCGUGGUGGCCGAGGCGCUCUGGCGGGCGAGGGGUCUGCUGUUCCCCGGGAAUGCGCCGAUGGGUGCUGGGGGCGCGCCGGUGGAUGUGGCGGCUGUGAGGAGGCGGGCGGUGGAUGUGCUUGUGGAGCGGGUGCCGGAGGCGGUGUGGGGCGUGUGGGUUGGGGAGGACGGGGAUAAGGAGGGGAGGAGGAGGUGGGUGGGGGAGUGGUGUGUGGAUGUGUGGGGUGAUAAGGAGGUGAAUAGGCAUUUGUGGUACGCGGUGCUGGAUUUGCUGGUGGGGAGGUUGGUGCCGGAGCUGGUGGAGGGGCCGAGUGUGGUGAAGGGGAAGGAGGGGUAA
Molecule: messenger RNA, 1386 nt
Organism: Morchella sextelata
Lineage: Eukaryota; Fungi; Ascomycota; Pezizomycetes; Pezizales; Morchellaceae
Exons: 2
Coding region: 1-1386 (461 amino acids)
Cellular component (GO): intracellular membrane-bounded organelle
Molecular function (GO): phosphatidylinositol binding
Source: RefSeq, a predicted model, not a curated record